AGCACCGCUUCAAUCCGCACACAAAACCCUCUCGUUCCUUCGAUCUUCUUCUCCGAAACCCUCGCCGGCGAUCUCCACAACCCUAAUGGCUUCCACCACCGCUGCUCCAUCGCCGAUCCAGCUCUGCGUCAAGGCCGCCGUUGGCGAUCCCGACACUCUCGGCGACUGUCCCUUUAGCCAAAGGGUUCUCUUAACGCUGGAGGAGAAGAAGGUUCCCUACGAGAUGAAGCUCAUCAACGUCAGCGACAAACCCCAGUGGUUUUUGGAGAUCAGUCCCGAGGGGAAGGUACCGGUCCUUCAGUCUCAUGGAGGCGAAUGGGUGCCAGAUUCCGAUGUGAUCACCCAGAUCAUCGAGGAGAAGUACCCUUCCCCUUCACUGGUGACUCCGCCUGCGUGCGCUUCUGUGGGAUCAAAGAUUUUCCCUUCUUUUGUGAAGUUUCUACUGAGCAAUGAUCCCAGUGAUGGCUUAGAGCAAGCGUUGGUGGAUGAAUUACGUGGUUUGGAUGAGCAUCUCAAAGAACAUGGCCCCUUCAUCAACGGGGAAAAUAUUUCUGCAGCAGACUUGAGUUUAGCACCUAAAUUGUUCCAUAUGGAGAUUGCUCUUGAUCAUUUUAAAGGAUGGAAAAUCCCAGAAGAUCUUACUAAUGUUCAUGAAUAUAUGAAGCUAUUGUUUAACAGGGAGUCUUUCCUAAAGACCAAGCCUACAAAAGAACAUUUGAUUGCAGGCUGGGCCCCCAAAGUUAAUUCUUGAAGUUUGCUGGAUAAAAGCUAUUAAAGCAGGUAAUAGCGCAUAUUCAUGUGUGUAUAUAUAUAUAUAUAUAGUUGUUACCCAAGUACUAUCUUAAAAUGCAGCUACUGGCAUAUUGCUGUCUGAACUGGUGUGGUUCUCCAAUCCAAUUUGCUAUCUUCGUAUAAUAAAUCUUUAUUGUGUUAUCUUUUUGUUUAAACUCUUGUUAUGAUUACUUUAUCUCAUUAUAUUUGAAUAACAUCUUAGCUGGUUGGAUUAGGUUUUA
Molecule: messenger RNA, 1013 nt
Organism: Dioscorea cayenensis subsp. rotundata (Guinea yam)
Lineage: Eukaryota; Viridiplantae; Streptophyta; Magnoliopsida; Dioscoreales; Dioscoreaceae
Product: probable glutathione S-transferase DHAR1, cytosolic
Exons: 6
Coding region: 86-751 (221 amino acids)
Biological process (GO): protein glutathionylation; cellular oxidant detoxification; ascorbate glutathione cycle
Molecular function (GO): glutathione dehydrogenase (ascorbate) activity
Source: RefSeq, a predicted model, not a curated record